Clunio marinus is the source of this 180-nucleotide messenger RNA. NCBI's taxonomy places the organism in Eukaryota, Metazoa, Arthropoda, Insecta, Diptera, Chironomidae. The record is from the annotation of a GenBank genome assembly.
AUGCCAAACUCAGUCAGCACAUGCACCAGCAUGUUCUUUUUUUGUUUCUGGUUGAUCUACAACCAUCCGGCCUAUAAUUCAUGGCAAUCGCAUAAAGCUUCCAUUUGUUUACGAGAUGAUCAAAAAAGCGCUGUUUAUUGUCUAGCCAAUGUUUCUUUAGUCGAAUAUAAAAGCCUUUAG